This is a messenger RNA of Drosophila ficusphila, 1344 nucleotides long. RefSeq names its product N(6)-adenine-specific methyltransferase METTL4 (gene Mettl4). Gene Ontology annotation, cellular component: RNA N6-methyladenosine methyltransferase complex; nucleus. Lineage: Eukaryota; Metazoa; Arthropoda; Insecta; Diptera; Drosophilidae. The coding region runs from base 150 to 1208 and encodes 352 amino acids. Gene Ontology annotation, molecular function: methyltransferase activity; nucleic acid binding. The record is from RefSeq and is a predicted model, not a curated record. The transcript has a single exon.
AUAGUUUCGCUGUGAUAACUAACGUGUUACUAUCAAAACUAACUUAUGGGAGAAUAUAAUUUUUUUAUUUAACUUCAAAUUUUACCGCCCAAAAUACUAUCGAUAAAUGCAGGGAUGAUUUUUUAGCCCAAGAAUUAUAAAUCUGGGAAAUGUUGAAAUUGCAAAAGAAAACGGAAGAUAUCAAAUUUGCUAUUUUCUUGGACCACAGAAAAUUAAUAAACGAGGAAUAUGGCGAAUGUAAACUCAAGUCUGCGCUCUUCCAGUUUAAAGUUAAGAAAACACACCAAGAAGAUGAGGAAAAGCAUUCAAAGAAACGGAAGAGAAAAGCCGGCAAAGGAGACCAGUCGUCACUAAAAGAUAUUCAGUUGGUAAAUGAUUACCUGGAGCUUCUGGGCAAGCCCCUUGAAACGGAGGUGACUCCACCAAUAGCCAGGCACUGGGAGGAUGCCUAUAGCGUGCCCCAACUCCAUGGAGCCAACGAAAGCGGGCGGAUGCAGAGGUUCCAGGGUCAAGAUGAACUACGCAGCGUAUACUUAAUUCCCGAUCGAUGCCGGUUCUUCAACCACAAUGUGGACAAUCUGCCAGCUCUGUUGCACCAACUUCUGCCCGCCUACGAUCUCAUCGUAUUGGAUCCUCCGUGGAGGAAUAAGUACAUCCGCCGACUAAAACGCGCCAAACAGGAGCUGGGCUAUUCCAUGCUGACCAACGACCAACUGUCGCACAUUCCGCUCUCCAGGCUCACCCAUCCGCGAUCCUUGGUGGUUAUCUGGUGCACCAAUUCAGUGCAGCAUCAGGUGGCCCUGGAGCAGCAGCUACUGCCCAGCUGGAACCUCCGACUGGUCCACAAGCUCCGAUGGUACAAACUCAGUACGGAUCACCAACUGAUUGCCGCUCCACUGGCAGAUCUCACACAGAAACAGCCUUACGAGAUUCUUUACAUAGCCUGUCGCUUGGAUGCUCGUGAAGAUUACGGGAAGGAUAUCCAGAAGACCGAGCUUCUUCUCAGCGUGCCCAGCAUUGUGCACUCCCACAAGCCACCCCUACUGUCGUGGCUUAAAGAUCACGUGGAGCUGGACAAAGAUCAAGAGGAUCCGAAUUGCCUGGAGCUGUUCGCCCGAUACCUCCAGCCACAUUUCACUUCCAUUGGAUUAGAGGUGCUUAAAUUAAUGGACGAAAGGCUCUAUGAAGUGGAUAUAAAAGAAACCUAAUAUCAAUGUAUUAAAUAUGUUCAUUUGAAUAAUAAGUUGAAGUUAUUCAUGAUGUUGAUGUUGUUAAAGCAAAAAUUAAAUGAAUUAAUAAAACAAACUGAAUUCGACCAAAUAAAAAAUAUAAAACAUGUAAUUU